Messenger RNA from Diaporthe batatas, 4704 nucleotides. RefSeq lists its product as uncharacterized. The record is from RefSeq and is a predicted model, not a curated record. NCBI's taxonomy places the organism in Eukaryota, Fungi, Ascomycota, Sordariomycetes, Diaporthales, Diaporthaceae. The transcript has 5 exons. The coding region runs from base 337 to 4704 and encodes 1455 amino acids.
CUUGGUGGUGAGGCAGUCACGGUGCCUGCCUCCUCUCUCAUCAAUGAGAGCUUGUAUCGCACCAUCUAAGACGUCGCUUCCCUUCUGUGAAAUUUUGCUGGCGUCUGCCUGAAAAAAAUCAGCAUGCCCGCAAGAGCAUCUUUCGAGGAACUUCACCCACUCUAGCGACCACAACUGAAUCACUCUACCGUCAACCCCCUUCUUCUCGGCUCCUACCCAUCUGUUCAGCAACUCAGAAGUGACAAUAUACACCAUACUGGAGCUCAAGAAACUUUCCCUUGUCCUGCUAGGCCGUACAAGUCUCGCUUUUGCACCUGUACAGUCUACUUGCCCGACAUGGAGGACGUGGACGCGAUCUCGCCCAUGUCCCACCACAGUCCCGGACCGCCGGACGUGGCUCCAGAGGACGAGGAUUCUCAAGACUCUAUGACCCUACAGAAUGCCCUGCGCCCCUUGCCUGACACCCAGAAUGGCAGUUCCGAGAACUCUCACUCGUCGCCGACUGAACGAAAUGGCGGCCUUCAGCUGCUGUCUCGACCGCAAAACCUGGAAGUUGAUCCAGGUGAGAGCUUCUUGUGGGGAAAGCCGGUGAAGAUCAUUCCUGGGCAGUUCAGCCGCCCGGCUCCCACAAGGUCUAUGCUCGAUACCGUCAAGGAGAAGGCUUCCGCGAGCUCUCUUGUUACCACUGGCAAUCUGACUACCAAUGGCCGUGAUGCCAUUGCAGACAGUUCUGGCCAGCCACUUCCCGUCGCCUCUAGGAAAUUUGGUGACUCUGUUUCUCCUAGGUUGAGACUUCCUGUUGAGGAGUCAGCUCGUAUUAAUGUUCACAGCAUCAAUGGCGGUCUGAACCCUGAAGAGACGGACAGAUCCGUCGCAAAUGAGGGUGAGCAACUGCCUCAGGUUGACCCCUCCACAAGACGUCCCCCUUUCGAGGACUGUGUGCCACCAUACCGCCGUUCAGAUGUCCAAGUACAAGCAUCCUUCGCGCAGACUUCUGCCUGUCGCGUGGCCCAUCCGGAUGAUUCAAGCACGGGAGAGCAACAAGAUCACGUCACCCCUCAACUCGAGUCUCGAGCUCCUCGCGUAGAGAAGAUCUCUACUGAGCAUAGGAGGGGAACUCACAACCCAGUAACCCAGCGACUGCAUCAAGAUCAACUUACAACUCCUGUUCAGACCGACGGGCCGAGACAGCGCAUCUCACUGCCAAAUGAUACCUCCGUGUCACCAGCCCAAGCUUCUAGGGCAUUGCCUCAAGAGACCUCUCAAUGUCGGGGGCUCCGUGAGGAUCUCGCGCGAAAGAAAGCUCUCGGACUGUCACCAUAUAUCAGUCUCAAUCGACCAAUGAGAGACACUCGUCAGGUCACCAAGUUGAAGACUCCAACCCCUCGCCCAUCAUCUUGCUCAUCUGCGCAUGGUUCGAACAUCAGCAAGAAGCGGUCGCGUCCUCGCCCAACACCCUUGAGCGGAUUGCAUCAGCCACGGUCACGGCACUCGCGCCGCCAUAACGACACGCCGUCCAUCAGACUACGGGACCGCCAGCAUGCAGCGAGUCACCCCAGUCCUGUGAUAGAAGAGGGUCCUCAGCAGUCAAAUGAAUCAAUUGACAUCGAUAUGAUGGCUGGAAACCUUGCUCAAGCCUUGAACAACAACUUUGGGAUGAUGAAGGACGAAUGGCGACGAAAGGAGCAAGAUAUUGCCUAUCUCGAGCACAACCUUCGCAAACAGGCUGAAAAAUUGUCGAACUUUCGAAAACAGAGUGCAGGCAAGUCUGGGAGGAUCCAGGAGUUGGAAGAAGAUCACAGUCGACUUCAAGAGCAGCUCGAGUCCGCAAACCAGCAGCUCGAAGAUCGAUCAAACAAGCUCUCUGAGCUCCAGAAGAAGUGCCGAACAUACAAGGAGCACCUGAACUCGGCUACCGCAGAGCAGCAGGAGCUUUACAUGGCUUCCAAGGCGAAAUGCGAGACUGCUAUCCAACAUAUGCGAGAAGAAGAGCACAAAAGGAAAAUGCUCGAUGAACAGCACCGCAAAGACCUGCAAGCCACCCGUGAACGUCUCACUGAGGUUGUCAAGUCGACGGUUGCUGAGUAUAGUUCCAAAGAACGAGAAUUCAACGUCAAGCUCGAAUCAUUACAGCAGAGAGCCCAAGAGCGGGAAGCUGAUGUGCAGCGAGAACGGGAGACUAUCCGGAAGCUCCUAGAGCAAACCGCAACCAUCAAAUCCGUUCAAGAUACGAUGAAGACCUAUGGAGCUCAGAUUGCGCAGAUCAAUACGAAAAUGGGGGACCUUGCAUCAUUUCAGCAGAAUCGAGACGGAGCGGCUGUGGAGGAGAUACAAAUCAAACUUGACAAAAUCGUCGGACAUCUGUCUACUCUUGAUGAGCGAGUCGAGCCACAGGCAAGCUUCAUCGACAAGAUGCAGGAAGCCAAUGUUAAAACUUUCUCCAACCUACUUGACCCAGUGCUGAGAUCGAACACAGAGAUCCAAUCCAACAUGAACGAACUCGCUGAUGCCGUCGAAGACUACAUGGAAGAUUUCUGGAUGAGGCUUGAGGAUCGUGAAGAUGUCCUCGUAGAGCUUCUGGACAAGACCAAGGAAGAAAACCGCCAGCUACAAGCUGAUGCGCAACUGAGGGAGGAGGAGUGCAACAUCCUUUCCUUCCAACUCGAAGAGGCUGGGGUCGCAGUUCGACAAAGUGAGAGCGAGCUCGAGAACCUCAGAAGUGACAUCGCCGAGCUAGAACAGGCUCAAGCCAACGACAUGGAACAGGCCGAACGCGCAAACUCGCUCCAUGAGGAAUGCGAGAAGCUGAAGAUGGACAUUAUCGCCAAGGCCGCAAUUUCCAGUGACCUCGAGGGUAGACUUCGGGAUUGCCAAGAAGCGCUCCAAAACGAGAAGGAACAGCACAAGAGUCACACCCAGACGUUGCAAAAGUUGGUUGAGCAGCAUGACGAAAACGCGCGGUUGGUCCGAGAAGCCGCGGUUGAGCUUGCUCGCCAGGAGGUUACACACGACAUGGACAUUGCCAAAGAGAAUCUUAGCAUGCUCCUUAAACAAACUGAGGCAGAGCGCACUGCAUUGAAACAGCAACUCGAUGCGACAAAACAACAGGUCUCGAUGGCUCAAGAAGAGAACAAACGAUCGGGCACAACAGUGAACGAGCUGAGAUCUGAGCUAGAGAUCGCACAAGCGAAUGCAAAUCGACUUGGCAAAGAGGUACAUGAGAAGGACAUGGAGGCCCAAAAGGCUAUUGAUCACAAUUCGAAGGAAGUCACGGGCCUCGAAGCCAAGAUUGCGCAAAAGGAGAGUGAGCUUGCCCGGCUGUCGGAAGACGCCCAGGCGUACGACAAGAAAUUACAGGAGGCUCUCGACGGUUUGAAGGAAUGGGCAAGAGGCCAUCAGGCUGUGAAGAGCCUUUUCUCUGAGCUACGGAAGGCUCAAGGUGGUGACCUCGAUGGCGUCAACCCCAAGCUGAAAGCAAUAUUGGAAAUCGACAUGCUGCAUCAGGCAAUUUUUCGGUGUUGUCAAUCUCAGGGAGGAUUGACGCCAGAUGGCGACCAAGAAACAGCAGAUGAGACCAUCGCCAGCGGAGAUGCUGGGGUAGAUCGCCUGCCGGGUAGCUCAUCAGAGCCAAGGUCACGGAAGAGCCUUGCUACGAGAGUGCUGGACCAGAUUGGUCGUCGCGUGACGAUCAGAAGCCCAAGACACAGCGUGUCUUCUCCGAAUCCCCCAUCAGUGUCAGCAGAACAGGAGCACAGGCGAUCAGCAGAUCCACCGAAAUCCAUUAUGAAAGCAUCCAGCCAAAGCAUCAUCAAGGAUGAAGAUCUGCAUGCGACUGCCGAGCCUGUCAGUCUGCCAACUCGGGGCUCCUUCGGCAGAAGAGCCUUCAAGCGGUUGCCACUAGCUCGCGCGAGGGAAGGAGAGGUGCAAGACCAGACUCACCAGGACAGUAGUACCAUUACUCGCAGUAACUUCGUCCGGGCGCCCUACAAUCGGCCCGUGUCAGGUACCAAAACAACGGCCGACAACAACGUCAGCCAAGCUGAAAUUCGUGUUGAACGAGAUUCAACAAAGCGCAAGCAGGGCAGCCGUCGAGUGGCGGAUUCGGCUGUCAAGCAGGCCAGUGGUAGUACGGAGGAGCAAAGCCCACGGCGUGUGGUUCAACACUUGUCCCCUCCAGAGGGCCAAGUGAGCCAAGCCGGUGAGCUACAGGAGCCGCCUGACGCGCCACGCAAGAGAGCUCGCAAGAAUACAGAUGACUCCAUCUCUCCCGUUCGCAGUCUCUACUUUGAACAAAGUGGAUCCAUGGGAGAGCGUGAGACUAAGAAAAAGGGGCACAAGCAGCGCAGAAGAACCGAGGAUGUGGUUUCAAGCGGGCGAGGAGCAUCGACUGCCCCGAAAGACAAAGGGAAGAAGCGAGCCCGCAGGGCCAGUCCAUCAGCCCAUACGUCGCCCAUGGUACUUCAACUCCUUCUUCAACGAGACAUGAAGAGUGACUUCAGGGAUCCUUUGACAACGAGAGGAAGAUGCAAUGUUGGUGUAGUCGAAGAUUGUGAAGAAUGGUGGGAUUUGCAAGGAACCGCUCUAGCGACCGGGGGCAGAUUCAAUUCUGAAGAGGCUUGCUUGAUUUCAGGGUCUUUGAUCUCAGCGGGUCUGGGAAACCGUGAAAGAGGUGAAGACGGACGACACGUAGCUUGUGAUGAGUGA